Messenger RNA from Necator americanus (New World hookworm), 1047 nucleotides. RefSeq lists its product as uncharacterized. The coding region runs from base 1 to 1047 and encodes 348 amino acids. Gene Ontology annotation, biological process: carbohydrate transmembrane transport. The record is from RefSeq and is a predicted model, not a curated record. The transcript is spliced from 9 exons. Gene Ontology annotation, cellular component: membrane. Gene Ontology annotation, molecular function: carbohydrate transmembrane transporter activity. Lineage: Eukaryota; Metazoa; Nematoda; Chromadorea; Rhabditida; Ancylostomatidae.
AUGGCGGAACAAAACAACACCCUAGGCCUUAUUGCAGCCUUUCUAGCCACUGUGCUUUACGGAUCAUGCUAUGUUCCUGUAAGAUGGUUCGAAGCGGGUGAUGGAUUAUAUUUUCAAUGGAUGAUGUGCGUUGGUCAACUUAUCAGUGGAGUUUUUGUGCUUGCAUUUGUCGAUUGGCCACCAAUCUUCCCUUUGGCGAUGAUCGGAGGAGCUUUUUUCGCCAUAGGAAAUGCGUUAACAAUAACCAUAAUGGAUGGAAUUGGUAUGGCCGUGGGAUCGUUACUGUGGAAUACAGUAACAUGUAUAGUUGGUUGGGCAGUAUCCCGAUUCGGAUUAUUCGGGAGCCUUAAAAAAGUCCCCUAUGAUAACGUGAUGAAUAUAAUUGGAGUGGUAGUGGUUUGUGUUGGAGGAUGUUUUUUCGCUACAUUAAAACACCAUCCAAUGAAGGUUCGACCAGCUCCAUGGCAGAUAAAGCCAGCGCUCCCGAGGAGUCACUCAGAAAGAGUCAAGAAAGUAGAGGAAUUAAAGGUUUCGAACACAACUCGACUUAUUGCCAUAUUAUGUACCGUAUUCGUUGGAUUCCUAUACGGAAAUAUGCUAACUCCUGUUAGUUAUUUGAUUACGAAAAAUGGAAGCGAAGGGAAUCAGAUGCACUAUACUACGUAUUUCUUUUCGUUUUGUAUUGGAGCAAUACUUACAUCUACGAUUAUUUUUAUGAUCUACUCAGCUUACAGGCGAAAUCGUCCAUUCAUAAAUCCAGAGUUAACCCUCCCGUCGUUGAUCUCUGGUCUAAUGUAUGGAGCCGCAACGUGCUGUUUCUUUAUGGCCAGUGAGCAUCUGGACCCAAUAGUCGCUUAUCCAAUCCUAGCCAAAGCACCCGGUAUUGUCUGCGCUAUUUGGGCUAUCCUACUUUUUAAGGAAAUCAAAUGUUAUUCAAGUGUUACGUUAAAAGAGUCAUUAAUUGCCAUGGAAGAUUCCGGAAUGGAAAAAUCCGGACCAGCUCAGGCGGUAUCGAACGACUGUAGCUUGGCAGCUGUGUUCAAGUGA